AUGGCGGUAGCCAUGCAGCAGGACUUGGCCCAGCUCAUGAAUUCGAGCGGCUCUCAUAAAGAUCCGGUGGGCAAGUAUCAUAAGAUCCUGGAAAAAGCUAUUCAGUUAUCAGGGGCAGAACAACUUGAAGCUUUGAAAGCCUUUGUGGAAGCAAUGGUCAAUGAGAAUGUCAGCCUCGUGAUCUCUCGACAGUUACUGACGGAUUUCUGCACACAUCUCCCUAACCUGCCGGACAGCACAGCCAAAGAAAUAUAUCAUUUCACCCUGGAAAAGAUUCAGCCUAGAGCCAUUUCAUUUGAGGAACAGGUUGCUUCAAUAAGACAGCAUCUUGCAUCUAUACAUGAGAAAGAAGAAGAAUGGAGAAAUGCAGCCCAAGUGCUGGUGGGAAUUCCUUUGGAAACAGAACAAAAACAGUACAAUGUAGAUUAUAAACUGGAGACUUACCUGAAGAUUGCUAGACUAUAUCUGGAGGAUGAUGAUCCAGUCCAGGCAGACGCUUACAUAAAUCGAGUACCAUUGCUUCAGAAUGAGUCUACUAAUGAACAGUUACAGGUACAUUAUAAGGUGUGCUGUGCUUGUGUUCUUGAUUAUAGAAGAAAAUUCACUGAAGCUGUGCAAAGGUACAGGGAGCUCUCUUACAAGACAAUAGUCCACAAAAGUGAAAGACUAGAGGCCUUAAAACAUGCUUUGCACUGUACCAUCUUAGCAUCAUCAGGACAGCAGCAUUCUCGGAUGCUAGCUACUCUUUUUAAGGAUGAAAGGUGUCAGCAACUUGCUGCUUAUGGGAUCCUAGAGAAAAUGUACCUAGAUAGAAUCAUCAGAGGAAAUCAACUUCAGGAAUUUGCUGCCAUGCUGAUGCCCCACCAAAAAGCAACUACGGCUGAUGGUUCCAGCAUCUUGGACAGAGCUGUUAUUGAACACAAUUUAUUGUCUGCAAGAAAAUUAUAUAGUAAUAUUACUUUUGAAGAACUUGGAGCUCUUUUAGAGAUUCCUGCAGCUAAGUUCAUUUUGAAACAUGAGAAGCCCUACCAACAUGGGAUAAACAGAUCCAAUAACUUUGUUUCCAAGUGA
Choloepus didactylus (southern two-toed sloth) is the source of this 1071-nucleotide messenger RNA. RefSeq names its product COP9 signalosome complex subunit 4-like. Gene Ontology annotation, cellular component: COP9 signalosome; cytosol. The transcript is spliced from 2 exons. The coding region runs from base 1 to 1071 and encodes 356 amino acids. The record is from RefSeq and is a predicted model, not a curated record. Lineage: Eukaryota; Metazoa; Chordata; Mammalia; Pilosa; Megalonychidae.